CGUGUGCUCCCCGAGUCGUGGGCGCGUGGGCUGGCGGUGGAGGUGGCAAGCGAGGGUAGUGGGGGUGAUAUGUUGAAUCGGGUGGAGAGGCUUGGUUAAACCACUGAUUAGCCAUGGAUACCAACGACAUCUUCUGGAAAUUAACCCGGGGUGUUCGCUUCGGAAACAAGUUUCGGCAAGGUUACAAAACAACUCCUGACCCAGCUGUGCAACAGCAGCCGAAAACACACGUCCAAGCACAAGAAUUCCCAGUGCCAAAUGGGAUCAAGAAGCGGAAGUCAUCCGCGUCGUCCGAGGGCAGCGAUGAUGACGGUGACAAUGCUGUCCCGCUGUCCAGUUUCCAGCACAGGAAGAAGGCGGCGAAGGCCGGACCCGAGCCAGCCGCGGACGACCCGAAGCCGACCGCUGAGAAGCUUCGUAAGCUUCACCGCCUGCACGUGCUGGGCACGGACGUGCCGGCGCCUGUGACCAGCUUCGACGACAUGAGCGACCGUCUGGGAGUGCAGCCGCAGAUUGUGGCCAACUUGCGCGCUGCAGGCUAUUUCGAGCCGACGCCGGUGCAGAUGCAGGCGGUGCCGGUGAUGCUGGAGCGGCGAGAAGUGCUGGCCUGCGCGCCCACCGGCAGCGGCAAGACGGCGGCGUACCUGGUGCCAGUCCUGCAGCACCUGCGUCAGCCGCGCAAUGCCGGCUGCCGGGCGCUGGUGCUAGCACCGAGCCGCGAGCUGGCGCGCCAGAUCGCGCUGGAGGCCAGCCGGCUGGCGGCCGGCACUGGACUGCGCGUGCGCUGCCUGGACCGCGCGCGCCGCCGGCCGGACGGCGCCGCGCGUCCCGUCUCGGCCAAGUAUGACCUGCUGGUGAGCACGCCGAACAGGCUCAUCUUUCUGCUGGACGCCGAGCCGCCGCUGCUCUCGCUGCGGGCCGUCGAGUGGCUGGUGGUGGACGAGUCGGACAAGCUGUUUGAGGCCGGCGAGCGCGGCUUCCGUGAGCAGCUGGGCCGCGUGUACUCGGCGUGCGACUCGGCGCAGGUGCGGCGCGCGCUGUUUUCGGCCACGUUCGCGCACGACGUGGACCAGUGGUGCCAGCUAAACCUGGACAACGUCGUCACCGUGUCGGUCGGCCAAAAGAACACUGCCAGCGACGUUGUGGAGCAGGAGCUGGUGUUCGUCGGAAGCGAGGCCGGCAAGCUGUACGCCUUUCGCAAUAUCAUGCAGAAGGGUCUGGCGACGCCCUGCAUCAUCUUCGUUCAGACCAAGGAACGCGCCAAGGAGCUGUUCCGCGAGCUGAUCUACGACGGCGUCAUGGUUGAUGUCAUUCACGCCGACCGCACACAGCUGCAGCGCGACAACGUGGUGAAGGCCUUCCGCGCUGGGCGCGUCUGGGUUCUCAUCUGCACGGAGUUGAUGGGCCGCGGCAUCGACUUCAAGGGUGUCAACCUGGUCAUCAACUACGACCUGCCGCCGAGCACCACCAGCUACAUCCACCGGAUCGGCCGGACGGGCCGCGCCGGCCGGCCGGGCAGGGCCGUCUCCUUCUUCACCAGCAAGGACGUUCCCAGCAUGCGUCAGCUGGCACACCUAGUGAAGAACUCCGGGUGCGAGGUGCCCGACUACCUGCUGCAGGUGCCGCGCAAGAGCAAGAAGGACCGUCGCGAGAUGGCCGUGCACCCGAUCCGUCGGGACACCAUUGACACCACGCCCCGGUUCGACCGUGACCGGAUGGCGCGCAUCAAGGCGCUGAAGAAGGCGGCGGACAAGCGCCGCGCCGCGGGGGAGGACGGCAGCCAGCGUGCGGCGCCGGCUGGCAAGAAGAAACGGACCGGCAAGAAGGCGGACAAACCGGCACAAAACAAGGGCGUUGGAAAAGCGGCGCGGAAGAAAACGAGCGGGAGGGAAGGUGCUGGGAAAGUUACAGCUACCGCGAACGGCGCCGCGUCGGCUGCCAUCAAGGCGACGAAGAAGCGGGUUGUGAAGACAAAAAGUAAAACCAAGGCCAGCGCCGGGACAACCAAGAAGAAGCCAGGGAAAACUAAUGGGGUGAGCUGAGGGGUGUGCUGGGUUCAGAUGUCGUUGAUUUUGAUACGUCUGUGGAAAUAAACGCCGGAUACUGGA
This is a messenger RNA of Pollicipes pollicipes, 2108 nucleotides long. It is a transcript of the gene ais, whose product is annotated as DExD-box helicase 52. Bases 114 to 2042 code for a protein of 642 amino acids. The record is from RefSeq and is a predicted model, not a curated record. Gene Ontology annotation, cellular component: cytosol. The transcript has 2 exons. Lineage: Eukaryota; Metazoa; Arthropoda; Thecostraca; Pollicipedomorpha; Pollicipedidae. Gene Ontology annotation, molecular function: nucleic acid binding; ATP binding; RNA helicase activity. Gene Ontology annotation, biological process: maturation of SSU-rRNA.